GCGGCAAUACGUUUACGUGUCUCCACGGAAACGGUCGUGUUCAAGGUUCGCUCGUAUUUUUCACAUGACUUUUUCGAUAAUGUUUCAAUUCAUUCUAUAGGCACGUAAAUCGUUUGUUGUGCUUCUAAAAGUGGUGCCUCUAAUCUAAUUAAUGAAUUUGUUUUUUAAACGUUCUUAUUUUUCGGCUGAAACGUUUUCAAAUUAAACAUAAGAUUGAAACUUCAUUACAAACAAAUAAUUUUAUAGACUUCAGUACGCUGGAGAAGUUGAGAAUACGAACAAGAAUUUUCAUUGCUGUUCUUAUAUAAGUUAAUAUUACAAUGGAGUCGGAACUCGAAAAAGUUCUAGAUAUUGCUGGUCACGGGCGGUACAACAUAAUGGUGUUACUGGUUAGUAGCACCAUUCACUUAGCGUCGAUCCUGGAUUUGCUCGGCUUCUGUGUCAUCGUCCCGGCUGCGGCAUGUGACUUGAAGUUAGGAAUGAGAGAGAUCAGUCUACUUACGUCCAUACCUUUUGCAGGUUACCUUUCCGCGUUGCCAUGGGGCUACUAUGUUGACACGCACGGUAGAAGGAAGGCUAUAUUAAUAUCAACAUCAGUGGGUGCCGUUUUCGCUACACUAACAACUUUCUCGACAUCUUUCACGAUGAUGCUGGUUUUGAAACUACUUGGAUGUCUCUUUUCCACAGCUUCAAUAACGCUUUCGAUAACUUAUUUGGGGGAGUGCACGGGAACGAGGAACAGGACUAGAUACCUGUUAAUCCUCAACUGUUUCAAUCUAAUAUCUGAUUUCAUUUGCUACGCACUGGCCUACUUAAUAUUGGGCCUACAAUUCGAAAUACCUCUACCCUGGUUGGCCAUAACAUUCCGUCCUUGGCGAUUGCUGACUCUGGUCAUGGCAGUAAUGCUGGCUGUUGGAGGCUUCGUUAUCUUCUUCCUGCACGAGAGCCCCAAGUUUCUGGCGACCAAAGGACGUGUCGACGAAGCCUUGGAGGUUAUGAAGACAGGAUACGGCCUCAAGGACCGCGACGUGGAUCUUGUGAAAUCACUACUCACCGUUACCAAGGAUACGGGAAACGAACGAAAGCUGCCCUUUAUGAUGUCAUUAUGGCAGCAGACGGCGCCCAUCUUCAGUAGACCGUAUUUGAUGAAGACUCUACAGCUUUUCUUUCUUCUAGCCGUCUGUACUAGCACUAACAACGUUUUCUACAUUUGGUUCCCGACCAUUGUCAACUCGUUCUACAACGCACCGUCCAAUGCCACGGCGAGCUUCUGCGAUAAAAUAACAUCGAACAUCACUGCGGACGUACAUUUAGGGGAAACAUGCAAUGACGUCAUCGCCGACAACACCAUAUUUUCUGGGAUGGCGUUCAGUUUGUUCUUCACAAUUAUCAACUACAUCGCCUCUAUGAUCACAUCGUGGAGGAAGAGCGUACUCGUUGGUACCUUGCUCAUAUCCGGCAUGAGCACUGUCGUGGUGGACCUAGUUGAGCAGCCAGUGAUCAGCUUGUUGCUGUUCAUACUGAUCCAGCUGGUGGGCUUGUCGGCUGGGAACGUCGCGUCUUAUUUUGUUGACGUAUAUCCUACGUCAUUCAGAGGUCUUAGCACCAGUCUGGGGUCAAUGUUUGCUAGGAUGACGGUGAUGGUCGGUAUCAAUAUAGUGGGCAGUACAAUAGUGCAGCACUGUCGAGCCACGUUCUUAAGCUGGUCCAUUUUUGUAUUUGUGGGAAUGGUAGUCGCUUGCUUCCUGCCCAAGGAAACCACCACAACCAGAAACCCAUUAUUUUACGGGCGCUGUUCCAACUGCAUAAAAAAAUGGCUUAAAGUGACGCAACCGACGGGUUCGACGAGAACGAUGACCUGUGCUUGAGGCACGUAAAAGCACCGUUAGUGGAUUGGGAGGAUCCGAAAUGACGUGUUUUGGGCGACGUCGACUGCUUUCCAUUCGGCUCGCGGGAUCGGGAAUGUAGUGACGCGCGACUGAACAAACACAUGUAUGUUUCUUCUUGGCCGUUCGCCAUCUUUGCGAGCUGAGAAAUCGUAGAUAGAAUGUCGUAAAGUGUAAUAUUUAAAUUUGUCACAUCAAAGGUUUAUAUUUACGUAAGCGUCAUUGUGAUAAUAAAUAAAUAAAAUAUACAAUUUGAAAAAAA
This is a messenger RNA of Bombyx mandarina (wild silkworm), 2148 nucleotides long. Its product is annotated as synaptic vesicle 2-related protein. Lineage: Eukaryota; Metazoa; Arthropoda; Insecta; Lepidoptera; Bombycidae. Gene Ontology annotation, cellular component: membrane. Gene Ontology annotation, molecular function: transmembrane transporter activity. Gene Ontology annotation, biological process: transmembrane transport. The record is from RefSeq and is a predicted model, not a curated record.